Daktulosphaira vitifoliae (grape phylloxera) is the source of this 1723-nucleotide messenger RNA. Its product is annotated as protein dopey homolog PFC0245c-like. The record is from RefSeq and is a predicted model, not a curated record. Bases 91 to 1497 code for a protein of 468 amino acids. Lineage: Eukaryota; Metazoa; Arthropoda; Insecta; Hemiptera; Phylloxeridae. The transcript is spliced from 2 exons.
UCUUCUGUGAUCAUCAAUUUUCAUAUUAUAUAAAUUCAUACUGAAGUAUCAAAAAAUCAUUCCAUCAGUUGUGUAAAUCCUACAUACAUCAUGAAGGUAAUUUUAGCUGUUAUAUCAGUACUUUUUGCCUUCGUGGCUCUUCAAGUUUCAGCAGCUACUAGAUUUGGAAGUGAAAUUAAUCGCUUCAGCAACAAUUACGAUGAAAGUCGUCGUAGUGUAAGCCAAGAAUUAUUUGAAGUCGAUAAUCAGUUUAACAACAAUAACUACAACAACUACCACAACUACCACAACUACCACAACACCAACAACGAUGACAAAAAUCAUUACAACGAUUAUGAAAAUAACUUCAAGAACUUGGACGAACUUGUCUUCCAAGAAGAAUUUAACUACAACAACAACAAAAAUGUACACAAUGCCAAUUUAUACUACAACAUGAACGUUUAUGACUCAUCUGCUACACUUGGAAACGCCGUAACAGAAAAGAUCGCCGCAUUAGAAAGAAUAGUAAGCAAGUACUCUGAAAUGAGUGACUUACAAGAACCAUUAUACAUUAAGAACGUCGCCGUUAAGUCUACCAAACACAAUUCCGUCAACUUCUACAACACUCAAUUGAAAAACCUGAAUGACGGUGACUUGAUGUACAUGUUCAUCAAGCCCGAAUUCGAUACUGUAUUUGUAGAGUACCAAUUUGACCAAUUAAGAGCCAAAGGUGCCUUCAAAUCCGAUUUGCCCCAAAGCAAUUAUGGUGCAUUCACUGUAGACUUAAACAAAGUCCGUAGUAAUGUCACCGCUGGUUUCACUGUUGGCCAAUACAGAUUCAAGCCUGCCACUUUUGAAUACGCCGAAUCUACCGUAGUAAAUGAACAAAACCGUGAAACUACUGCUUUUGAUAGUGCCAUCAAGAAAAAUCUUGUCUGGGAACUUCAAAAUGCCGUGUCUGCUGAAGUAUACAACUCUACUCACAAGGGAAUAAUCUCCCAACUUAAAGCUGAAAUCACCACACCUCUCUACUCCCUCAACAACGGCCAACAAGCUAAAUUAUACGACAUGAAGUGGACCGAAGAUGAUUUUACUAUCGAACUUAAAAGUAUUGGAACCAGAUACAUGGACCAAGCUAACCAAAAAAUUGAAUUAAUGUCUUUCACUCGCAAGAAUAUUAACACAUACAAAACCCGUUAUACCAUUCAUCUUGACCAACUUCAAUGGAAUGGAGACUUGAUUGUCAAUGCCAACGGUCAACGUACCAUUGCCCAAUCCAUUGAUUUCAGCAUCAAGAACGUUAAAAUCCAAGUUAUCGUUACCAAGAACGAACACCAACGUUGUGGCACAUAUUACACUAAGGUCGAAAUCCCAAGCGUACAAUACAGAUUAAACGAAAAUUGGGCCACUACACUCCAAUCACAAGUAGAACAAAAAUUGCCACACUUUAUCCAACACUCAUUGGAAGCUUACAUGCAAAAAUCUCUCGAACAACGUUUAUGCAAUGAACAAUAUUAAAUUAUUUUGAUACAAAUUUUACAAUUAAAAAUUUAAUUUUCUAAAACCAUUUAAUUUAAAAUUAUUAAAUCAUAUAAAAUUCAGUUUAAUGAAUUUUGUUAAUAUCUGUAAAUGAAAUAAGAAACUUUUUUUUUUAUUUUAUUAUUAGAAUCAAUAACAAACAUUUUUAUACCUAGAUAUUUAAUCAAUAAAACUUACUCAAUAUAAAUUGUAUGCACAUGCGAAA